AUGCAAUUAACCGUGUUGACUGAUAAAAUGAUUUUUUCAAAAAUAUCUGCUUUAAGUUCAAAUAACGCAAAAGUUAUAGUUAAUAUUUCAAUUAUUAUAUCACCAAUAGGGACGAUCAUAGCUGCAGCUGACAAUGAUUACCUGUAUAUCGUAUGUUUUGAAGAUACAAAACAAUUUGAAAAUAAAUUUAAAGUAUUGGCUAAAGAGUUAUCUUGCCGUUUUGUUCACGAAGAAAACAAAAUUUUAAACACAUUGAAAGAAGAACUGUUAUGUUAUUUCAAUGGAAAUCUAAAGAAAUUCUCUGUACCGCUGAAAACUCUUGGUUCUGACUUUCAAAAGAAUGUCUGGAUGAAAUUACAAGAAAUUCCCUUUGGCUCCACUUAUACAUAUAGUGACAUUACUAAGGCAUUGGGACGACCAACAACCCNACGGUCCCAGGGAGGCGUCCCGGCGAGACCCAUGGUCGCCAGAGGCAACCAUCAAGCCCAAGCUGCGGAGUGGAGCAUUAGUGACCGUGCUUCGGCGCGGAAGGGCAGUUCUUCCCGCAACGCCGGAGAUAAAACGGAUUCAAACUGA
This is a messenger RNA of Bombyx mandarina (wild silkworm), 576 nucleotides long. RefSeq lists its product as uncharacterized. NCBI's taxonomy places the organism in Eukaryota, Metazoa, Arthropoda, Insecta, Lepidoptera, Bombycidae. Gene Ontology annotation, biological process: DNA repair. Gene Ontology annotation, molecular function: methylated-DNA-[protein]-cysteine S-methyltransferase activity. The record is from RefSeq and is a predicted model, not a curated record.